Messenger RNA from Caenorhabditis briggsae, 4296 nucleotides. It is a transcript of the gene Cbr-fcd-2, whose product is annotated as Protein CBR-FCD-2. The transcript is spliced from 13 exons. Gene Ontology annotation, biological process: homologous chromosome pairing at meiosis; interstrand cross-link repair; mitotic intra-S DNA damage checkpoint signaling. Lineage: Eukaryota; Metazoa; Nematoda; Chromadorea; Rhabditida; Rhabditidae. Gene Ontology annotation, molecular function: DNA polymerase binding. Gene Ontology annotation, cellular component: nucleus; condensed chromosome. The record is from RefSeq and is a predicted model, not a curated record. Bases 1 to 4296 code for a protein of 1431 amino acids.
AUGUCAGACGAGGAAUUCGAUAGUUUUGAUGACGGCGACGACGAUGGAGUGCUAGAAAUCGAUGAAGACGAAGUCGAGAAUCGAAAUCGCCCGCGCGUGGGUCGUGAUCUCUCCAUGGCGAUGACCCAAAAACUAUUCGGAAAUCUGGCCGGCGGCGCAUCGGAAUGCCACGUGGCGUAUGAUGAAAGUGCCUACGUGGCUCCCAGAAACCGAUUCGAGGAGAUUCUGGCAGAAGAAGACGUUCGAAUCGUCAACGAUCAUGACCCAGAAGUCGCAAUGGAGACCGACCUGGGAGCUUAUGAGAAAUUCGUUGUUUUCGGCGGAAACCUGAAUCACGAGGAUUUGUGUCGAAAUUUGGAGAAACGAAUGGAAGCCGAUCGAAGCGAGAUUUUUGGCGAAUUCGAGACGGCGUGUAAUCGAGAUAAUGGUUUAUUGGCGCUUUAUAUGUCGCCAUCGAAAUCACAUCUAGGACUCCAAGACACCCUAUUCCGCGCAUUCCUUCAAAUCCGUCAGACCCAAACCAAAUCGUUCGCUCUGAUGCUUCGAAAACUCAACAUUUUAGCCAAAAAAUCGGAAAAUUCGUCGGAUUUGAUGCUAUCACAGACUUGUGUCGCCCAUAUGAGACACUUAAAUCGUCUAUUUGAUUCCCAGGCGAUUUUUAACACAAUUUUCGAGUUCGAAUGGCGAUUUUGGAAUCCAGUCGUUCGGAAUAGCUUCAUCGCCGCUUUGCCAGAGAUUUUCACCGAAAUCAGCCUUCAACAAUUCACGGCGAUCCGAUUGAAUCAGCAAAUUCAAGAGACUCAAAAUGUUCCCGAUUUGGCAUCGUUCCAACUUCAAAUCGUUGAAACUCUGCGUCUCCUACGCAUGGAUUCUCUCGUUUCGCGGCAAAUUCGAAGGGAUUUGUGCAAUUUGUGCAUGGAUUUGGACGUUUUUUGUCUUCCAGCAGUGAUUGCGUUCUCGUUGGGAAGCUUGUUGGCACAGCCCACUGGGAAAGUAAGUGGAGGAGAAAGCUCUGACGACGAUGAGACCCUUUUCCAUGAGAUGCUCCGCCAGCUAUCACGUCUUCUGAAAAUCGACGCGGUCAAAAAGCGAACGAACAAAGCCGACGUCAUCUGCACGGAGAUUUUUGCGCACUUCUUGAAGUUUCUUCAACUCGAAAAACGCUCUUGGAAAUUUAUAAUCUCUUGGAUCGCGAAGAAAGACAAACGAAAGGCGUUGGCCAUGAAAAAUGAGGAUUCUGAGAAAAAUGAGGAAGGCCCAGAAGACGUCAGAGGGUCUUCUGAAGAGCCUCAGGAAACAGCAGAAGAGCCACUUCCAGAAGAACCUUAUCUCUCUUCAUUUGAAGCAUUUCUUAUCUUCUCUUUACUCUCAAAUCCAGAAUCAUGCCCUCCUGGAUUCGUCACCGCUGUUAAUUCGAAAAUUCUGAAUAUUCCGCUAGCGUUUUCGCCGAAAUUCUUGAAAAUUGUGGAUCUGGGAAUCUCGUUUAAGAAAUUCUCCACGACCCAUCUUCCGGCGCUAAUCCACGUGGCGCGUCACUGCUUCUGGUCUCCAGAUGCCAAUAUUCGUCAAAUGGGCGUCGCCAUGUGGAAGCAACUAUUUGUUGGAAUGGAGAAAAAGGAGCGAGUCCGGGUUUUCGGCGAGCUCAUGAAGCACUUUUCGCAGUCAGAAAUCGAGUGUGAAGCUGUUUUAGACGUAUUUUUCAAGGUCAUCAAGUCGACGAAUUCUGGAGUGAUUCUGGAGUUUUCGGGGCAGAUUCAGAAAUGCAUCGAACUGAUUCAUAAACUAUCGAUUCCAAAUAUCAAGCGACUGUUCCAAGUGAUGCUUCUGAUGAAUGUUCCAAACAUGAAAUCGGCGAAAUCGGUUCUUUUUGAUAUCGAUGAAGUGAUCAAUCGAUUUUUGAUUUCUGUCAAUGACCGGGAGAAGUUUUUGGGCGUUUUGGCGUUGUUGAUGAAGAUUCAGGUGGAGAUGGAGAAGAAACACUCUGAAAACCAAGAGCUCCUCGUCCGGGAAGGAAUCGCGCGCAUCGAAGACGCCAUCAAGACAUCGUCACGUCUUCGUGGCGCCUUCUAUGAACAUCUGAAGCUCGUCCUUCAGCAACGAAAACGAUCGGAGGAAAUUCGAUUUUUCAUCGAGUGGUCCCAGAAUUUAUUGCAGCGAUUCAAAGAGGAUUUCUUUGAGUUUCAAGAGGAAAUGGAUCAGGAGUGUACGUGGAUUCUCAAGCCACCGUCUGAACGUCUUCAGGAGGUGAUUCCGAUGUUUGAGCUGGUUUUGGAGAUGGAGCAUUUGAAAACGCGAUGGAAGGAGGAGGAGGAGGAGAACGAGGGGAUGGGAAAUGAUACUGUAGUCACUAAAGAUUUGGAUUUUGCCUUUGAAGCCCUCCUGCCAUCUCAAGACGAAGACCUUCCCGCGGACCGAGACCAAAAACUGGACCACCUCUACUUCCUAAUCCAAAUGUGUCGUUCAGUGCUAAACGCCUUCUUGACCCACUCAUCCUCAGAUGACGUGGCAAAAAUCGCGAUUCGUCAGUUUAAAGUGAUGAUGGAGGCUGAGAAAAAGCUAGCAGCAGGGCUAGGCAGUGGUGCCACGUGGCGUGUGCCGAAUUUGGAAUUCAAAGAGAUUACGGUAUCGGGUCCGGAGAAGCCCAAAGCUAAGGGAGGAGCUAGAAAACGAAAAAGUGAUGAGACUACGAUUAUUGGAGCAACUGGAGAUGAUUUAUUGGCUCAAGAAGCGGAAGAAGAGGAGGAUGAAACAGAGAAAAACGUCCCCAAUUUAACACUAAAAUCGCAUUUCACUUGUCUUCGACUCCGCCCACUUGUUCAUAUUUUGAAAUUGGCCCAGAAGAAAAGAGGGUGCUUGAAGUACCUUUGUGAUGAGCUACAAACGGUUUUUGAUCACAUUGCGCGGUCUAAAAAAAAAGCACCGCCCAUGUUGGCUGCUCGAGCCAUCACUCAAAAAAUCGAUGCUUUCUAUCAUGGCGACGCGGCAAGUGUAUGGUUUUGUGUGCGAAAAUCGACAGAGCACAUUUGGGAAAUUGUCGUAUCGAUGUUUCAUUUCUUCUCAACACUAGCAGAUGCCAGUCAACAAUCCAGUGUUCAAAUGCAGAAGGAUUUGGAGGAGAUGGGAGAGAAGAGCUUGAAAUUGAUGCAUUGUUUGUUGAGCGGUGAUCUCUAUGGAGGUGAGGAGAAGCUGUCGGCCGUCGAGAAAGCCGAUCGAAAAUCGGUAAUUAUUCGAAUCAUCGAAAAGAAGAUGUUCGGUCUGGAAAGACUGUCGAAUAACGAGGAAGAGGCGAGAAUUGAGAUUGGGAAGUUUCUGGCGAAAUCCGCCGAAUUCUCUCCGACACCGGCGGUGGCGGUGGCACUUUUGAACGUUUUCGACGAUUUGAAAUUGGAUGAAGAGGAGCAAGCGGAGACGAGGAAGGUUAUGGCAAAAUACGCGCUGGCCUACCUGAAAAAGGAUUGGAGCAAAGUAGACGAGCAGUGGAGUCGCGGAACGAAGUACACGAACGCGGUGAAGGAUAUUCUACAGCAUUAUAUAAAUUUGCGACGAGAGAAAGAUCAAUUGCUGGCGAUUCAAUGGAUUUUAACGAAUAAAGUUGUGCAACUGGUACCCGAGGAUGAUAAGAGGAAAUCGUGCGUUUUUUCGCAGCAAUCCGACGAUGAGAUGCUGGAAAAAGAGGACAAAAAAGCGGUGUUCUACUGUAUUAGCAAGACGACGUUUGGCGUGAUUUUCAAGACUCUUUUUGGAUGUCUUAACACCAGAUGCCUCAAAUACGAUAUGUCUGGAAUUGCAGCCAAAAAUCGGCUUGUCGAUGAGGAUGAAACUCUGGAAUCCUGGGAAAUUGCAUCAUCCUGCUUCUUAAUCCUUUGUCUGUUCCUUAGAAUUAAUAAAAUCCGAACCACCGCGGUGCUAACCACUGCCAUUCGCGAGGGAAAACAGUUUUUGAUUACUGUAUCUCGAAAGUCUUCGUUCAUCUAUCUAAUGGAGAAUAUUACGAAGGGAACGAACUUCGAUGUGGUUUGUCGAAGAGUCGAGAAGAUUCUAUCGGCGGUGCAGCAGGGAAAUCGAGUCUUGCAGAGUAUUGGAACCUAUGCGAAGACACAAAAAUGCGUUCAUCUCCUGAAACGCUUCCCCGAACUUCGUGCAGAGAACGAGAAUUGCCUACGUGUGAUACACUCGGCAAUGGUCAAAAACGAGUGUUUGAAUGCGUUCACAGUGGGUCUAGUGAAGAGCAGAUCCAUCGACGGAGAGAUUAUCACGAAUCAACCGGACAGUCCAAUGGAUUCGGAUGAUGAAUAA